AUGACUUCCUUAUUGGAAAGGUGGAGGACAGAAACUCAUACAUUCCACUUCCCACAUGGAGAGACCACUGUGACAUUAGAGGAUGUGGCAGUCCUCCUUGGCCUACCGAUAGAUGGAGAUGUGGUCACCGGUCCCACCAUCGUGCAAGACAUAUUCUCGACGUUCCACGAACAUUUGUGGGUAAUUCCACCACUGACAGUGAUAAGAGGAAACUCAAUUAGAGUUUCUUGGUUAAAUAAUACUUUCCAACAACUCCCACAAAAUGCAAACAACAAUGUUAUUGCUCAAUAUGCAAGAGCGUACAUACUAACAUUGAUUGGAAGCAUUUUAAUGCCAGACACGUCUGCUGCAAGGGUACAUGUGAUGUAUCUACUCAAGCUACCUGACUUGAAUGUAGUCAACAAUUAUAGUUGGGGGUCUGCAGUUUUGGCCUGUCUAUAUCGUGGCCUAGAUCAUGACAUUCACAUAAGACAAGAAAAUAUUGGUGGAUGCAUGAUUUUGUUACAAUGUUGGGCUUGGGAGAGGAUCACUUCUAUAGCUCUACAACUUGACCCUUUAAGUGAUGAGGAAGUGGCUGCAGGGGAUGGUUUCCCCGUAUGCAGAAGGUGGAUGAACCAAGCAAAUCGGAGAAAUGCUGGUUUUUUAUUAGUUAGUGAAUUUCGCUUGAAAUUUGAUCAAAUUCGUACAAGACAGUUCUUGUGGAGACCUUAUAUUCAAAAUGAAGUUCGUCGGUUGAUUGUGGUUGACAUCCCUAUAGUGGCUAGAGCAACAAUCCCUAUAAUUUGCUUCGUGACAGUCGAAUUCCAACAGGCGGAUAGGGUCAUGCGUUAA
Messenger RNA from Vigna unguiculata (cowpea), 831 nucleotides. The record is from RefSeq and is a predicted model, not a curated record. Lineage: Eukaryota; Viridiplantae; Streptophyta; Magnoliopsida; Fabales; Fabaceae.